Pyricularia pennisetigena is the source of this 1488-nucleotide messenger RNA. RefSeq lists its product as uncharacterized. The transcript is spliced from 3 exons. Gene Ontology annotation, biological process: protein homooligomerization. NCBI's taxonomy places the organism in Eukaryota, Fungi, Ascomycota, Sordariomycetes, Magnaporthales, Pyriculariaceae. The record is from RefSeq and is a predicted model, not a curated record. Bases 1 to 1488 code for a protein of 495 amino acids.
AUGUUCUCAAAAGACCGAAACAGCAUCCCAGCGGCCUUCAUGGCUGCCGAUCGUGGCGAUAGUGCAGAACAUCAUCCCGGUCCGGCGGACGAGCUCACGCAGGAUUUCAAACUCGUCAGCAAGAUCCCUAGGAUUCUACCUCAUGAACGUGUCUUCCCUAUCCAGAUCGGCUCUAAACUGUUCAAGCUCUCUGGAGCAUCGCUAUCAUCAGACGCUCCAUCAUAUUUCUCUCAAUAUUUUCAAUGCCAAAUAAAGACGGCAGAAGAAAAUGGAGACGACACCUGCUCGUCUAUCCGUACUCUGUACAUUGAUCGGGAUCCUAUGACUUUUCAGGACAUUGCUCUGCAUCUACAAGGCUAUCACGUCCAUCCUCGGGAUGGUACACACUUUGUACGGCUAUUUGCUGAUGCCCAGUUCUACUCUCUCCCCAAGUUGAUAUCACAACUUUACGAAGAGUCUAUCUUUAUGUCCAUCGGCCACAGAGAGUUCCAAAUCCCACGCGAUCUCUUCAAGGAUCCAGGGAACUCUCCCAACUUCUUCACUCUAGGCUUUGCCAUCUUCUUCUCCUCCCCGGACGACCUUUUCCCAGGCCUGGACCGCAGAGACCUAAUCCGCCCGCCCUCAAUCAUGCCCCCCUCGGUCCCCCACCGCUCUGCGGAUACCUUUGAAGAGAUCCUCCACCUGCUACGUGGCAACCCCGUCAACGUCCGCGACGAGACGCACCGGCAGACCCUCCUCCGUGAUGUGAGGUACUUCAACUUUAAGGGACUCGAGCAGCGUCUUAUAUCCCACUGCACAUCGUACAAUCAGCUCCGAGCCCGCCACCAAAUCCUACUUCGAGUCGAGGACAUCUACAAAUCCGGCAUCAGCGUGUACCCCGAACCGCCGUCUGCCGUGGAUGCUGCUCCGUCUCACGGGUGGGUGAAUUAUGCGCGUCCGUACCUGGGCGAUAAGCCCGCCGAGCUGGUUCUGCAGAUCGGGGGUAACACCUCGCGGGUGGGACCACUGGAACUCAUCUUGCGGGAUGACUUUGGCCCCCUGUCCGGCUCCAUGGUCUACACGACGCAGCUGGAGUUCUUUCUCGACGCCAAAAAACGAGUCGCUCGCCUCUUGGAUGUUGUAGGCUCGCUUCUCAAGGUCUCGGUGGUACCGGCGGAUCAGCUAAUCGCCAUCAUCGACAAGAACACGGCGAUAACAUUAGACGGAAAGCCUUUUACAGCCCACUUGGACGGCGAUGGCCUGGCUGGCGAUGACGUCGACGUCGACGCACUGGCAGCGGGCACCGAUGAGCCAUCACGGAAGAGGAGAAGGACGGUCGAUUCUAGGCAGCGUCCGGGGAUCGAGACGGCUGGCUGGGUGAUCCGAACCGGGCAGUGGCGGUUGCGGACGCGCUGUUUGCACGGCACCCUCGAGUGUCUGUUCUUCGCGGUCAAGUUGGAUGCAUUUACAUCGGAGCACUCGAGUAAUGCCAUGGCAGAAUUUCUUUGA